AUGGCAUGGCAGUGUUGUAUCUUGAAAGUGAAUGUCAAUUGUGAGGCGUGUAAGAUGAAGGUGGUCCAAGUGCUGAGUUCUGUUAUUGGUGUGUAUUCAGUAGACGUGGAUGCACAGGAAGGGCUGGCAAAAGUGUACGGGGAGGUGGAUCCAAACAUGCUUCUCAAGGCCUUAGCCAGAACUGGGAAGCAUGCGGAGCUGGCAUGGGUGAAGGUGAAGCAUCCGGAGCUGAACCCGCGCAAUGAUGACUAUCAUAAUUACAGCAACUAUGGCUACGGAAAUUACGAGGAACCCCACAGCUAUAGCAGGUACAGAAGGCCGGGAUGGCAACAGUUCUACCCACCAAGGAGGUCGACAAUGGCAGAUCACCAGAAUCCUUAUAAUUAUUACAAUCACUACCGUCAAGGUUAUGGAUCGUCGUACCGCCCACAUUCGUACCCCUAUGGGGAUUAUACCGCCAAUAACUGCACCAUCAUGUGA
This is a messenger RNA of Coffea arabica (coffee), 480 nucleotides long. The record is from RefSeq and is a predicted model, not a curated record. Lineage: Eukaryota; Viridiplantae; Streptophyta; Magnoliopsida; Gentianales; Rubiaceae.